GAUGCUUAACACUAUUUGGUUUGGGCAGUAGCAGCGACGCUUUGCAGGUUUACGUCUCUGGUUUUUUCUCAGUUAGAGCGAGGAAGAGGUCCGUACAGACGCAGCUCGGAUGCCGUUGUAUUUCGAGCUGUCGAACUAUUCCCACAUGCGGUUUUAAUAUAAGCUGCAUACGUUUUUCUGUGGAGGACGGUUUAGUGGAAUGAGUUGCAGGGGAAAUCUACUGUGACUUUCGUCGGAGGAGGAGGUGUCUACCGGUGCCAACGGGGCAAAUAGUUGCUGCUGCUGCCGCUGUCUGUCUGUGCUGCUGUCUGGCGGAUUCAGGGAGCGUGUUACUUCUUCUAUGUUGCCUCGGAAAUAACAACAGCGCCAAGGUGUGAGAAUGGGCAGAUACGCAAUCUCUCUGGCAGGAACACACAAGAUGGAACUGAAGCUGGUUUUGAUAUCUACAUUGUUAGUGCACUUCUGUUACUGUAAUUCUCAGAAAGAAGGGAAUGAGUGCAUCAAUGCUAAUGCCAAAUACUGCGGGGAGUGCAUCCAGGCUGGAGACAGAUGUGGCUGGUGUACAGACCCGAACUUUCUGAAACAGGGUGAGACUGUGUCAACCCGCUGUGAUGAGUUGCAGUCCCUAAUGAAAAGGGGCUGUCAUGCAACAAUGAUUGAGAACCCACGUGGGCAACAGAAGUUCCUCAGUAACAAAACAGUGACAAAUCGCAAAAAGGGUGCAGAAGCCAAACUGAAGCCAGAGGACAUCACUCAGAUCCAGCCCCAGAAACUCAGCCUCACCCUCAGAUCUGGUGAACCUCAGUCUUUUGACUUGAAGUUCAAACGAGCAGAAGAUUAUCCCAUCGAUCUGUACUAUUUGAUGGACCUGUCAUACUCCAUGAAGGAUGAUCUAGAGAAUGUCAAGAACCUGGGAACCAGUCUGAUGCUGGAGAUGGAGAAGAUCACCUCUGACUUCAGGAUAGGCUUUGGCUCCUUUGUGGAGAAGACAGUCAUGCCUUACAUAAGCACCACCCCAGCAAAAGUGCUGAACCCAUGCACAGGUGAUAACUGCACCAGCCCCUUUAGCUACAAAAACGUCCUGAAACUGACUAGCGACGGCAAGAAAUUCAACACCCUGGUAGGCCAGCAGCACAUCUCUGGAAACUUGGACUCUCCUGAGGGGGGCUUUGAUGCCAUCAUGCAAGUGGCUGUCUGUGGGGAGCAGAUUGGCUGGAGGAAUGUGACUCGUCUGCUGGUGUUCUCAACUGAUGCUGGCUUCCACUUUGCUGGAGAUGGCAAACUGGGUGGCAUUGUACUGCCUAAUGAUGGAAAAUGUCACUUGGAAAACAAUGUAUACACAAUGAGUCAUUAUUAUGAUUAUCCCUCCAUUGCUCACCUUGUUCAGAAGCUGAGCGACAACAACAUUCAGACUAUUUUUGCAGUCACUGAGGAGUUCCAGCCUGUUUACCAAGAACUGAAAAAUCUGAUACCAAAGUCUGCAGUGGGGACUCUGUCUGCCAACUCAAGCAAUGUAAUCAACCUUAUUAUAGAUGCUUACAAUUCUCUCUCGUCUGAAGUUAUUCUGGAGAACAGCAAGCUUCCAGAGGGAGUGACCAUAGCUUACACAUCCCGCUGUAAGAAUGGAGUGGUUAGUGAGGGUGAAAAUGGACGCAAGUGCUCUAAUAUCUCUAUUGGAGAUGAGGUCAUGUUUACCAUCAGUGUGACGUCUAAGGGCUGUCCCAGACAAGGAAAGCCUGAGACCAUAAAAAUUAAGCCUCUGGGGUUCACAGAGGAGGUGGCCAUUACCCUUAAUUUCAUCUGUGAUUGUGAAUGCCACAAGGAGGGUAUCAAGAACAGUCAACUCUGCCACUUUGGUAACGGGACCUAUGAGUGUGGAGCCUGCAAGUGUAAUGAAGGACGGGUGGGCAGGCAGUGUGAAUGCAGCAGCAACGAUGUGGCUACAGAGGACACGGACCAGACCUGCCGUAAAGACAAUAGUACUGACAUCUGCAGCAACAAUGGAGACUGUGUGUGUGGGACAUGUGAGUGCAAGAAGAGAGACAACCCUGACGAGAGGUACAGUGGCCAAUACUGCGAGUGUGACAACUUCAACUGUGACCGCUCUGGAAACAAACUGUGUGGAGGGCAUGGACGCUGUGAGUGUAGAGUGUGUAUCUGUGACUCCGAGUGGACCGGAAGUGCCUGUGAUUGUUCUCUGAGCGACAGAGAUUGUAAGGCCAGCAACGAACAGAUCUGUAAUGGCAGAGGAACAUGUGAAUGUGGCACCUGUAAGUGCACUGACCCCAAAUUCCAGGGUCCCACCUGUGAGAUUUGUCCCACCUGUCCAGGAGUCUGCACUGAACACAAAGAGUGCGUCCAGUGCCGCGCAUUUGGCACAGGUGAGAGGAAGGAUACAUGUGAGCGAGACUGCAGCUACUUCAAGCUGAUUAAAGUGAAGGACAGAGACAAGCUGCCCCAGCCCAGUGGCUCCUCUUACCCUAUGAUGCACUGCAAAGAGAGGGACGCCAACGACUGCUGGUUCUACUUCACCUAUGCAGUCAAUAAUAACACAGACAAAGAGGUCCAUGUGGUCGACACGCUGGACUGCCCCACCGGUCCUGACAUUAUCCCAAUCGUGGCUGGUGUGGUUGCUGGCAUAGUGCUCAUUGGCUUAGCCCUGCUGCUCAUCUGGAAGCUACUGAUGAUCAUUCAUGACAGAAGAGAGUUUGCUAAGUUUGAGAAGGAGAAGAUGAAUGCCAAAUGGGAUACAGGUGAAAAUCCCAUCUACAAAAGUGCUGUCACGACUGUGGUCAAUCCCAAAUAUGAAGGAAAGUGAUGGCAUCAUAGUUUUCAAUGAACUCUGCUUUGAAGUAUUUGACAUAUGCAGUAUUUAGAUUGUUUGGGUUCCAAGGGGAACUGGUGUUGAAAUAUCCAUCAUUUCUUCUUGUUGCUUUGUCGUUAUAAUGUACCAUUCAGCCACUGCAUCUGUAUUUUUACUAACACUUAUGAUUUACACACGCAUUUGUUUUAUUUUAGAUGUACAGUGAACAGUAUAUGUAUAUACUGUUAAACUGCAUAUUUACAGGAUUUGAUGAAAUGAUGCCACAGGUCUGGUAGGCAGUUUAUCUUGUUUUAACACAAUGUGGACAUUGCAUUAUACAUUACAUGUACACAAAUCUCUCAGCUUCAGUCUCUCAGACAGUUAGUCUCUGUGUGUCCCUCUUGUUGUCUCUCUCUGUGCACUGACUUCCUGUGAGUUCCUGUGCAUUCCAGACGGGGCCUGAGUUUAAUGUGUAAAUUGUCAGCCAUAGCAGCACAUUAUACCAAUGUGUGUAUGUACAGAAAACAAGCGCAACAGGAAGUAUUGAAUAAUACUUAGUCCACUAGCAGGGACCUGCCCUCGCUAAGGAUGAAUGAAUAAAUGAAUGAACUGUGAGGAUAUUGAAUACUCUGUUGCUCGCAUGCUUGACGGUUUUGGGGAAUGUUAAGGAGGUCCGCGCCACUCUUGGGCACUGUUAGAACCCCAGCAGAGAUAGAAGAAUGGGGGGAUGAGGGUAAUUGAAAAGCAGAAGUGGAAGUAUGGAGGUUUGAGUGGGUUAAAUAGUGUGAAAACGGAAGAGGUGUAGCUUGGGUCAGGGCCCGCUCCCAAAUUACAUUAUCUCAAUUAUUCAACUUUGAUUGGACAGUUAUAUUUUGAAUCACAGUAGAUUCUGCAGUGGUUGCUUGUUGUAAAUGUAGUUUUAAACUGCACUUUAGAGAUAUCCAAUGUUUAAGAUUGCAUUGCACUCUUAUUGCGUACUGUUGUCUAUCUUGAAGGACUAAAUACACAAGAAGAAGUUUAAAAUUGACUAUCAUUAUUUGUAUUGUUGCUAUACUAUCACAAAGGGAUUGUAUACCACUUGAUGAAAUGAUAUUGUGGAGAUCAACAGUCUAAGAAUUUGUAUAGUUAUGGUACAAUUUGCAAUUAAGAAAAUGUUGCUAUGUAUGAGCUUACUGCAGUAAAGUUAAUAUUCAUUCUCAGGUCCUUUCCUGUGUUCUUAUCAAGUACACCAAAAAUAUGUUUUCUGUCAGCUUGUUUAUUGAACUGGUGAACUGUUUGUGUGAGUCUGUUUUGUUAUAGAAAUGUUUUUUAGACUGUAAGACUGAAACUGUUCAGAUGUCAAAAGAAUCAUCUUUAACACUCAAAUGCCUCAGAAGUACAACACAAAAGCCUUUACAGUAUUGUUUUCAAAGUGCCUCUUCAUUUCUACCUUUUACUGUCCCCGUGCUGUUUAUGAGUUAUUUAUUAAAUAAAGUACAAAAACCA
This is a messenger RNA of Monopterus albus (swamp eel), 4288 nucleotides long. RefSeq names its product integrin beta-1-like. Gene Ontology annotation, cellular component: integrin complex; synapse; focal adhesion. Gene Ontology annotation, biological process: cell-matrix adhesion; cell migration; integrin-mediated signaling pathway. NCBI's taxonomy places the organism in Eukaryota, Metazoa, Chordata, Actinopteri, Synbranchiformes, Synbranchidae. Gene Ontology annotation, molecular function: integrin binding; protein kinase binding; fibronectin binding. The transcript is spliced from 18 exons. Bases 380 to 2818 code for a protein of 812 amino acids. The record is from RefSeq and is a predicted model, not a curated record.